Myripristis murdjan (pinecone soldierfish) is the source of this 3021-nucleotide messenger RNA. Its product is annotated as rab5 GDP/GTP exchange factor-like. Gene Ontology annotation, biological process: vesicle-mediated transport. NCBI's taxonomy places the organism in Eukaryota, Metazoa, Chordata, Actinopteri, Holocentriformes, Holocentridae. Gene Ontology annotation, cellular component: endocytic vesicle; cytosol. Gene Ontology annotation, molecular function: small GTPase binding; zinc ion binding; DNA binding. Bases 368 to 1792 code for a protein of 474 amino acids. The record is from RefSeq and is a predicted model, not a curated record. The transcript is spliced from 9 exons.
AAGUUUUUCCGGGUUCAGAAAAAGCAGCUGACCGUGCGGCUGCGACGUUUCGUUUUACGGAAGCCUCUUAAACCUUUCCUGUAUAUGUAUGGAGGCUCUGUUUUACCUCAAAACGACAGCAGAGUCUUUCACUUAACUGGGUCUCAAGGAUUUGGGUCACCAACUCACAGCUCCGGUAUUUCCGAGGAGUGUGAGCACGGUUAAACGCGGAAAAGUGAGAGAGUACUCCGAGAAGAAAGCAACUGUUUCGGGAUGUGUUCACCCAGGACGGACCGGUGAGGAGUCUGCCACGGCGGGGUUUAUCCACACGAAAAGUGGCAGUAACAGGAGAAACACAGAGAGAAAGAGAGAGAGAGAGAGCUCUACAAUGUGGACAGAUAAGCAAAGAGGAAUAAGAGUGUCUCAGGAGGAGCUCCUCUGCAAGAAUGCCUGUGGAUAUUAUGGGAACCCAGCAUGGCAGGGCUUUUGCUCCAAGUGCUGGAGGGAGAGAAACCGCACCCCUGGAGCCGAGAGGCAGGACAUCAGCCCAAGCAAUGAUGGGACUCCUCUCACCUUCUCCAAAUUUGAGGAGAAGAAAAAUAUGGAGAAGGGGCGUCGAAUUAACACCAUGAGGAGACUGUUUUUAGGUGGCCCAUCACCUCCGAAACGUCAAGAGUCUUCUGAGAGUCACACGAAUGCCCUAAAAGCCUAUCAGGGCCUUGAGCCUGGGGACUUUACUGGUUUCCUAAAACUGCUUCGGAGCCCUUCCUCCCAACGCUUGCAAUCCCGCUGUACAGCAUUCCUCAAUACUAUGGAGGCUUACCAUAACCUACCAGUGCAGAAGCAGUCUGAUCUUGUGCAAGAUUUCUACCAGAAUACUGCUGAACAUUUUAGCAGUUUUUCUGAGGCUCAAGUCUCUCAGAUAAUGGAGCACAUAGAGAAAUUAACUAUGACACGUUUGCACAAAUGGGUUUUCUGCCACGAUAGCUGUGAUGAUGAACAGAAGGACCUGACACUGCAGAGGAGGAUUAGGUCCUUUAACUGGGUCACUCCACAGAUGCUGAAUGUACCAUUUCCUGACAAAGAGACGGCAGUCACAGGUGACCCCUUUCUGCCUGCUAUAACAGCCAUAAUUGAGAUGGAUGCCAAACGAGCACCUCAGGACAAGCUCGCCUGUGUGACCAAAUGCAGUCAGCAUGUGUUCGAAGCCCUCUCCACCUCAAGCAGCGAGCCGGCUAAUGCUGACGACUUCCUGUCCGGCCUGAUUUAUGUGGUGCUUAAGGCCAACCCGCCUCGACUCCACUCAAACAUGCAAUAUGUGAUUCGCUUCGGUCUCCCUCACAGCCUGAUGGCGGGAGAGAGUGGCUACUACUUCACUAAUUUGUCUUGUGCUGUGGCCUUCAUUGAAAAGCUGGACGGACCAGCACUCAACCUCAGUCCAGAGGAGUUUGAGAGCUAUAUGCUGCGUCGACGUGCUCCCUCUGGGACCAGGGCAAAGGAGAGAGUGCAGAUCGCCAGUGACACACAGCACUUAAUAGAAGAGCUAAAAGGCAGACAGGAAAAGCUGGUUGAUGGAAUGAAUGCUCUCAAGUUGCAGCUAGACGAGUGGGUGCAGGCCGUGCAGAUGCAGGUGAACGAGGCUACGGCCCAGUCUGACCUGGUACUGAAGGAGAUGACAGCACAGAGCGAGCUGUCGCAAAGAUGCUCACCCCCGGCUCACGAUGCCGCGCUGAAGGAGGAUGAUGACAUCAAAGAGCAGACAGUGCUGGUGCUCAUGGAUCAAGAUGCCUGUCAAAGAGACACAGACUGUUAGACAUAAUUAGAGUCUAAAAAAACACUCAUUUGCUUGAUCUGGUACUGGUUACUUUUAAUUCUCAAUGGUAAUUUAAGUAGGUUGCAGUUAGAUGUAAUUCAGAGAAGGUACCAAACACAAAUGUCUACUCUAAUGCCAAAUUUCCAGAGCGACCACAGUAAGGUGUUCAUGUCCUACAGCUGUUAAACAUGAAGGAAAACUAAGCUUUGCAUUUUGUGUUACAGGAUAUGGAUAGCCUAUGACUUUUUUUAAAUGACCUUGUUAGAGCUCACGGGCACCGGGUUUCACACAGUGCUCAAACAGGAAGACCACGGAAAUCCCCUGUGACUAAAAAGACAAGCUAAUCCCAGAUCUGAACUUUAUUGAAAACACUAGAUGCACACAAUUUGUUGCUGUAAGAGGAAGUUGCACUUGUAUGUCAUCUCAGGAAAAUUGUACGUUCCAGUUUUGUUUAGAGGCUAUUUGCUGCCGGUUUGUUAUGAAUGGUAAUAAGUCAAUAUGUCAAAAGUAAGAUGCUCAGAAGUUAUGUGGAAGCAUUCAGGUCACACAGCACUUACCAGGAUUAUCAUCCAACUCUUAGUUUAUUUUCUCAUUCACUUUUUUUGAUAAUAUGUACCAAUGUGCCUAAAUAUAGACAACUGUGAAACUUAAUAAAUAUGCUAGAAGAAAAAUCCGUUAAAUGUCAGAUGAUCAACUCGAACACCUGCAAGUCAGAGGCCUCCCUCGAGGCAGGUUUCAGCGGUGUGUGACUGUAAAUAACCUGUCGCCUUCAGUACUUGUACAAAGUUGAAAAGACUAACAAAGAAAAUUUAUAAUGUAUUUACAUAAUGUUAUAUAAUUUUAACUAGAUCAGAUAAAUAGCAACAAAAUAUUUUGAAGAUUGACCUUUGUAGAGGCAUUGUUUACAGAUGAGAAGUUUCUGAUGACCAUGAAGGAUUUUGUUACCAUCAAUGAUUCUGUCAAAUAUUAAAGUAAAAUAAUUAUUAUAAACAUAUUAAUACUGUCAAUGUCGUGUUUUUCAAUGUCAUUAAUUGAGGGGUAGUUCUUGUGGGACAGUAAAGUGGACCUUUCAGUUAAAGGCUGUGGUGAGUGAGAAAUGAAGCACUGCUGUCACUUGUUAGUCAUUUUCAUAGACAAAUAUGGCCAGAGACUUGGGUUGGGUUUUCAAAAGACAGUAUAGACCUCAGUCAAAUAAAUUAAUAAAAAAUACCUUGAAAAAAAAAAAAAAA